Molecule: messenger RNA, 1521 nt
Organism: Fusarium poae
Lineage: Eukaryota; Fungi; Ascomycota; Sordariomycetes; Hypocreales; Nectriaceae
Exons: 2
Coding region: 1-1521 (506 amino acids)
Biological process (GO): carbohydrate metabolic process
Molecular function (GO): hydrolase activity, hydrolyzing O-glycosyl compounds
Source: RefSeq, a predicted model, not a curated record
AUGUCGCCAUCCAACCCCAUUAUUCCUGGCUUUUCGCCUGACCCUUCCAUCGUCAAGGUUGACGAGUGGUAUUUUCUCGUGAAUUCCACAUUUCAUAUGUUUCCUGGAAUUCCGGUAUACGCUUCUAAGAAUCUCUUGUCGUGGAAGCAAAUCGGAAAUGUCAUUUCGAGACCAGGACAAAUCAGUUUAGCCAAGUCGCCCACGGAAGUGAAUCCCCUCCCUGGCAUUGGUGAGGUAAUGCUCGCGACUGGCGGACUCUUUGCACCAACGAUUCGAUAUCGUGAUGGCACCUUUUACGUCGUUUGUACAAACGUCGUGCGAACCCUCGGAGAAGCAGAUGUUUUGGAAAAUUUCAUUUCGUCAACCAAGGACAUCUGGUCGGGCCAAUGGAGUGAUCUCGUCAGAUUCGAAUUUGACGGCAUUGAUCCUAGCAUUCUCUUCGAUGAUGAUGGAAAAACCUAUAUCCAGGGAUCUAAAUCUCCAGGCCCAAUGACCAAGAUCGCCCAAGUCGAAGUCGAUCUCGAAACAGGGCGUGCGGUCUCAGAGGAGAAGAUCCUAUGGGAAGGAACUGGUGGCGUAUACCCCGAAGGACCGCACAUCUACAAGCGCAACGGAUGGUACUGUUUGAUGAUUUCUGAAGGCGGAACACACGAAGACCACAUGAUCACCAUGGCCAGAUCUCGCCACGUCUGGGGACCUUAUGAACCGUGCCCUAACAACCCAAUUUUGGUUCCCGCUAGCAGCGACAUGUACAUCCGCCAUACGGGACAUUGCGAUGUCUUUGAGGAUGAGAAUGGCCAGUGGUGGGGGGUUUGUCUCGGUGUUCGUCGGGAUAAGGAAGGACGAUACAAUAUGGGUCGAGAGUCUCAUCUUACCACUGCAAAGUGGACUGAUGAUGACUGGCUUCGCCUUGACUCGGUUCAAGCACAGGUUGAUACUUCAAGGCUUGAUAAGGCUGAUGCAACCCAGGCUCUCACGGCUGUAGAAGGUGUCGAUUACCUCUAUAUCCGAGACGCGCAUUUGAACAACUACAAUAUUAGCGGGUCCAGCAUUAGUCUGACUGCUUCUGACAUUGACCUCUCUCAUACUCACCAGUCACCUACCUUUGUAGGUAAACGCCAAAGAGUGCUCCAAGGCCAAAGCGUGGCUACGUUGAAAAUCGAUCCGUCGAGUGCGAUCAAAGCAGGAAUUGCAUCAUAUAAGGAUGAACACCGCUACGUCCGAAUCUUUUAUUCCCCUUCAGACAAGGCGAUAAAAUACGAGGCUAUCAACAACGCCAAGCAGAUCAAAAAGACUUCCACCCACUCUGUCGGUCAAGAUAUAGAGAGUCUGCGCUUCCGUAUCGAGUACACAGAGAACGAAUAUCGCUUGUCUUAUGCGCCCGACGGCGGAGAUUGGCACUCUGUUGCGACAUUGGAUUUGAUCGAUAUGACUGGCCCCGAUUUUGUAGGCCCCGUGAUCGGCGUGUUUGCUCUGGGCGAGGGAGGGAACGUGGAAUUAACCGAUUUUAGUGUGGAAUAG